Messenger RNA from Necator americanus (New World hookworm), 315 nucleotides. RefSeq lists its product as uncharacterized. Lineage: Eukaryota; Metazoa; Nematoda; Chromadorea; Rhabditida; Ancylostomatidae. Bases 1 to 315 code for a protein of 104 amino acids. The record is from RefSeq and is a predicted model, not a curated record. The transcript has 2 exons.
AUGAGAAAAGAAAAGGAAAAAAUUAGAAAAAGGAGAGAAGAGGGAGAUGAGGAGACUUUGGACGAAAGCGUCGAUAAGGUGGUAGGCAGGCAAGACGACACAUUGACGGACAUCUCCCCUGAGUAUCGUCAACACUCCGAUCAAUAUCCAUCAAGUGCCCAAAGCAGAUGUAUCAGGAUCAUGGGGACGAAUCGUGUCCGAAGUCCGGAUGAAGGACAAACCGAGGACGAUGAUUUACGGGACCUCCUCGGCCGAACAACCGAUCAAGCUCACAUUACGGUGUGUUGGCUUCAUGGAAAAGAGCGGCUCGGCUGA